AUGAAGGACGUCGUCAGCAGCAAGACCAUCAUGUCAUCCGUCCCUGCAGAUCCCGAGAAGCAGACCGUAUUCCACACAGAUGUGGACAUUCUUAUGAAAACCAUCCAAGAGAGAACGACGAUCUCAGCCGCCGCUGACCAUGGCGAGUUUCGCUACCCGUCGCCGCCUCACGCUGAAUCGAACCCCGAGUCUUCAAGUGGCUCACGCAACUCAGAGAAGCGCCACCCUUGCACAAUCCCGAAUUGCCCAAUGAGAUUCUCCCAGAAGACUCACUUGGGCACACACGUGAGAUCGCACACUGACGAACGGCCAUAUCCUUGCACCCAGCCUGGAUGCAACUACCGCUUCUCUCAACUGGGCAACCGCAAGACGCAUGAGCGUCGUCACACUGGCGAGAAGCCUUACGCGUGUGAGAUUUGUGGCAAGCGAUUUGCUCAGCGCGGCAACGUACGUGCUCACAAGGAGACACACAACAACUUCAAGCGCUUUGCGUGCCGAGUCGACGGGUGCACCAAGAAGUUCAGCCAAUUGGGGAACAUGAAGACACAUCAAAACAAGUUCCACACAGAGACAAUCAAAGCUCUAACUCAAAAGUUUGCCGCGAUAUUGCGUACUGGGGAAGAGCUCAAGGGGGGACACAAGGAGCUCUUUGAGUACUUUGCAGUGCAUUACAAGAACAGCAACAAGGGCAUCAAAGGCCGCGGCAAGGACCGCAAGGUGAAUAACAACAGCUCGUCAUCAGCGAUGCCCUCAAGCCACUGCCCCGAGUUACAGCAGUCGACGCAGCGUCAACCACAGCAUCAGAUGCCUUACGGGAAUCUGUACUAG
Messenger RNA from Microdochium trichocladiopsis, 828 nucleotides. RefSeq lists its product as uncharacterized. Lineage: Eukaryota; Fungi; Ascomycota; Sordariomycetes; Xylariales; Microdochiaceae. The record is from RefSeq and is a predicted model, not a curated record. Gene Ontology annotation, biological process: regulation of transcription by RNA polymerase II. The transcript has 4 exons. Gene Ontology annotation, cellular component: PcG protein complex; transcription regulator complex. Gene Ontology annotation, molecular function: DNA-binding transcription factor activity, RNA polymerase II-specific; RNA polymerase II cis-regulatory region sequence-specific DNA binding. The coding region runs from base 1 to 828 and encodes 275 amino acids.